CUUUUUUUUUUUUCUCCAAAGUUGUAAUUUUGGGAAAGCAUUUGACAGAUCAAAUGCGUUACCCAGUUUUUCUUUCUUUUCUUUAUCUCAUCCCUUUAACUUGAAAAUUUAGUUUUUUUUUUCCGCUUCCAUCAUUUUGGGGGGUUUUCGUAUUCAAUUUUGGGAAAUUACUUUUUCUGGUAUUUUAGGGUUUUUUUGUUUUUUUAAAGAAUUGAAAGGUUGGAAAAUAGGUGAUUUUGGGAUCACUGCGGGUUUGGUUAUAGAGGCAAUGCAGAAUAAUUCAAAGAACAAAUGUACAUCUGCAUCCCACCAGCUGAUGGUGGACAAUACCAAGAACCGGCUCAAUUAUCUCCAAGAACGGUUCACUGAUCUUCAAGCCGCUAGGAAGGAAGGUCGAGCUGGUGAUGUUGCAGUGUUAGAGGAGCAAGUUUAUCAGAACCUUCGUGAGUGGAAAGCUGAGCUCUGCACACCAUCCCCGACCUCUUCUUUAUUGGGUGAUAGUCUUGGAUCAUUCUCAGAUGAUAUAAACCGGUUGUUGCAACUAUAUGAGGAGGAAGAUGAUGCCACUAGUCCAUUAAAGGGACAAGCAAUGCAGAAGCCUGAGACUGAUGUUCAAAGCCCUAAUCCCAGUAAUUUGCCUGUAAUUCCUGAGGACUAUUUAGUGAAUCAUGAGCCACAAGAACAUGGUUUUCAAGGGAUUGAUUUAUGUAAAAUUUCUACCCCAGCUUUGGAGACCACAAUGGUUGGUAAUGCUGACAUAAAUUAUCAAUUGGAUUAUCAUCCAUUUGACAUACGGCAAGAAUUUGGCCAUGGGCUUCUCAUUGGUGCCAAUGGCACUGAAGAUUUUGUGAAGGAUGCUAGCCUCAACAUACUGCCAAAUAUCUCUCCACCAUCUGCUUUCAUGGGGCCAAAGUGUGCUCUUUGGGAUUGUACAAGGCCUGCUCAAGGAUCUGACUGGUACCAGGACUACUGUAGCAGUUUUCAUGCUACUCUAGCUCUAAAUGAAGACCCCCCUGGCACAAUUCCAAUUCUACGCCCUGGUGGAAUCAGUUUAAAGGAUAAUUUACUACUAGAUGCAGUUCGAGCAAAGAUGCUGGGUAAGAAUGUUGGCAUCCCUCAAUGUGAGGGUGCUGCUACCAUGAAAUCUCCUUGGAAUGCUACAGAGUUAUUUGAUCUUUCUUUACUCGAGGGUGAAAUAAUCAGGGAGUGGCUUUUCUUUGAUAAACCUAGGAGGGCAUUUGAGAGUGGAAACAGAAAGCAGAGGUCUUUACCAGAUUACUCUGGACGUGGUUGGCAUGAAUCAAGGAAGCAGGUUAUGAAGGAAUUUGGGGGACAGAAGAGGUCAUAUUACAUGGACCCACAACCUUCUGGCAAAUAUGAGUGGCACUUGUUUGAAUAUGAGAUCUAUGGUUGUGAUACUUUUGCUUUAUAUAGACUGGAGCUCAAGCUUGCCAAUGAAAAGAAGAGUCCCAAAGUGAAAGUUACAAAAGAUUCACUUGCUGAUCUGCGGAAGAAAAUGGGAAGGCUCACUGCUGAAGUUCCUGGAGAUGACAGAACUCCUGUUAAGGGCAAGAUGAAGGCUAAUAAGAACGCUGAUACCAAAAACGUCAGUUCUGCUCAAGAAUAGAUUGAGUAUUAAGACUGGCGCUGAAUUAUGGUUAUAGUGUUUCUGAACAAUCAUCUUUGCUAAGAAAAUCAACUUGCUGUCGUGGCAUAUAAAUGAGCAGUUUGUUGUGCAUUUGGGAUCUAAUGUCAUUCUACAUCAAGCGAUCAAGUAGUACAAAGUCAUUAUCUUAAAUAACAUUGCUUUUUUCCUUCUUCAAGCGAUCAAGUGCGUCUCGUGCAUCACACCAUAAGCUAGAUAUGGACUAUACUUCGCUGAGGUGUUGGGUGCCCCUUAACUGCUUAAAGAUGG
This is a messenger RNA of Durio zibethinus, 1915 nucleotides long. Its product is annotated as transcription factor VOZ1-like. Gene Ontology annotation, biological process: positive regulation of DNA-templated transcription; positive regulation of long-day photoperiodism, flowering. Gene Ontology annotation, molecular function: sequence-specific DNA binding. NCBI's taxonomy places the organism in Eukaryota, Viridiplantae, Streptophyta, Magnoliopsida, Malvales, Malvaceae. Gene Ontology annotation, cellular component: nucleus. The record is from RefSeq and is a predicted model, not a curated record.